AUGUCAAGUAUUACAAGGAUAACUACACCUUAUGACUUAUCACCACUCUCUUUUGACACACCCUAUGAGUUUCCUAGGCAUUUUUUACCUACUGUCAUGAAAGACGAUAGCAAGAUUCCUCUCGUAUUGGUAGCAUGUGGCUCAUUUUCUCCAGUCACCUAUCUUCAUUUAAGGAUGUUUGAAAUGGCCCAAGAUCACUUUAAAGAACGCAACGAAUUCGAACUACUUACAGGCUACUAUUCUCCCGUCUCGGACCAUUACAUGAAGGAAGGGUUAGCAAAAGCAGAGGACCGUGUCAAAAUGUGUCAGUUAGCCGUAGAGACAACUUCAGACUGGCUAAUGGUCGAUUCUUGGGAACCACGUCAAACAACCUAUCAACGUACUGCCAUCGUCCUCGACCACUUUGACCACGAACUCAACAAUGUUGGUGGUGGCAUCUUGACAAAAGACGGUCAAAAGCGUAAAAUUAGAAUUAUGCUGUUGGCAGGUGGUGACUUGAUUGCAUCUUUUGGUCAUCCCGGUGUAUGGGCUCCCAACGAUUUACAUCAUAUCGUAGGUCAUUAUGGAUGUGUUAUCAUAGAAAGAACAGGGACAGAUGUGUAUGGAUUCUUGUUAUCACACGAUAUUCUGUACCAGCACAGAAUGAACGUUACUGUCAUUAAACAAUUGAUUCACAAUGAUAUUAGUUCAACAAAAAUCAGACUUUUUGUGAAAAGAGGCAUGUCGAUCAAAUACCUGCUUCCAAAUCCAGUGAUCGAUUACAUCCAUGCUUAUGGACUCUAUUUACCUCGUCCACCCAAAGAUCAACAAUCCUAAUAAUAUUUUAUUUUAAUUAUAGACACAAUUGUGAAGAGAAAACGAAUGUGCAUACCCUUUCUCCUCUCCCUUCUCAUCCCAUCCUCACUCAGACUUCUUGUCUUUCAUCUAAUGACAAAUAUAAAACCGAUCUUUAUCUUUUUCUCACAACCAAAACCUUCUAACUGUAUUAAAUGGGGUCUUAUCAUCAUUUAGUAAAUAUUAAGGAGCCGUUUACAUGAAAUUUCGUAGCAGCCGUACAAUCUUACAGAGCAAUAAAUAGACACAUAAUUUUUUUUUUUUUUUUUAUUGCACAGUUUCUUUUCUACUAUGACAUCAAAUGUUGGACCACCCAUCGCAUCCG
This is a messenger RNA of Mucor mucedo, 1159 nucleotides long. RefSeq lists its product as uncharacterized. Gene Ontology annotation, molecular function: nicotinate-nucleotide adenylyltransferase activity; nicotinamide-nucleotide adenylyltransferase activity. Gene Ontology annotation, biological process: NAD+ biosynthetic process. The record is from RefSeq and is a predicted model, not a curated record. The transcript is spliced from 6 exons. NCBI's taxonomy places the organism in Eukaryota, Fungi, Mucoromycota, Mucoromycetes, Mucorales, Mucoraceae. Bases 1 to 816 code for a protein of 271 amino acids.